Messenger RNA from Nematocida homosporus, 2553 nucleotides. RefSeq lists its product as uncharacterized. The record is from RefSeq and is a predicted model, not a curated record. Gene Ontology annotation, biological process: rRNA processing. Gene Ontology annotation, cellular component: nucleolus; small-subunit processome. Bases 1 to 2553 code for a protein of 850 amino acids. Gene Ontology annotation, molecular function: protein binding; RNA binding. NCBI's taxonomy places the organism in Eukaryota, Fungi, Microsporidia. The transcript has a single exon.
AUGAAAAGAAUCUUAUUCGGUAAGAGAGCAACUAAACUCGAGUCUUCCGAUCGUCCUUCUACUCUUUAUAAGCCCGGGUCGGUUGUUUUAGGGUCCUUUUAUCGCGAAACAAAAAGAUCAAUUGAAUUUCGUCUUCCUAACGGUCAGAUAGGCGAGUGUUUUAAAGAGUAUCUUAAGGAAGAGUUAUCUUCACUUAAUCUUAAACCAGAAGUUAUCACAAGUAAGUCUUUUUUUAUCAAAGAAUUUAACAAAGAUCUCUAUAUUGAACUUUUGAUUUUAGGAGAUAAGAAUACUAUCUAUGAAUGCACUUUCUUUACCCAAAAGGUUCCCCAACUCAACUCUUUAGUCACUGGAUUUAUCAAGGCUGAAGAAGAAAUGGGGUAUACAGUUGAGAUAGGUAUUCCCACGAAAACAGCUAUCCUUCAAACAGAACAGACGUACUGCAUAGGCGAACUAGCCGUCUUUCAAGUCAAAGCCAUCAACCGAUCAGCUUAUAUUUUAACAGAUAAGAUAGUAAGAGAAGUUUAUGUCGGGGAGAAGAAUGAAAUCUGUCCUGGGAUUCUUUUAAGAACUACAGUUACUGGUCGGCCUAGAUACGUUAUUGGUGAGAAGAAGCCACAACUAACUAAUUUACCUUAUGCCUACUUAUCUGAUGCCUUAGGAGUAUGUAAUCCUAUUUUAGAGAGUAGAGAGCAAUUAGAAGUAGAUGAUGAGUCUUUAGCUAUUAUUGUUUACGUAUCUGAAGAUAGAGAAAAAGUCCAUGCUGUUUCAUUGGAAGAGUAUCAAGCUGGUAUUAAUCAGCGAUUACCAGCUCAAGAUUUAGUUGGACAACUCUUUAUGGCUAAGGUUAGAUCGAUACGUGAUAAUUAUAGUUUGAUAGUGACUCAAAAUGAUGAGGAAGAUAAGCCAGGAAUUAGAGGAUCAAUUAGUGCUGCUCAUUAUUCCGAUCAUUCAACUGAUAAUUCGGCUGCUCCUUUUAAAGAGUCUGAUUAUAUUCAAGUACGAGUUUUUGCCGUUAAAGGCUACUUUGUUUCUUUUACAGCUAAAGAGUCUCUAUUAUCUGCUGUUCUUCCGGUCUUUCCUUUAAGUAAAGGGAGUAUUGUUCCGGCGGUAGUUACUGGGAGUACAAGUAAAGGUAUUGGUUGUGAGACUUUUGGUGGGAGUUAUAUCUCAAUCAAAAAGUUUGAUAAGGAAGAGUUUAAUAUUGGUAAGAUUUAUCAAAUUCAGAUAUCUCAAAAAGGAGAUACUCAGAAUAUGUUCUUAGGCCAUCGAUACUCACCAGAGGAUAGUCCAGUUUUAUCUGAACCGCGCAAACGCAAAGCUACAGUUGAAACUACUGGGAAAAGGAAGAGUCCAAAACCCACUAAACUACCUAAGCUAGAAGCAGUUAAACGGUUUAAAAACGGAGAGAUUGUGGAUGGAGUAAUCACUAAGAUCUAUCAGUACGGUGCUUUUGCUGAAAUUCUACCAGGAUUUGUCGCGCGUAUCAAGAUAGCCGAAGUUAGUUCUAGAUUUGUACCUGAUUGGCAAUCACUACUUCAUCUGAAGCAAAGAGUUAAACUAGUACUUUAUGAAGUAGAUUAUGACCAAGGCCGAGUAGAAGGUUCCAUUAAGAAGUACGAAGUCCUGCAAAUGGUACGUAGUGCCCCAGAAGAACUUACUACUACUCCAGUUGAGCCACUAAGUGCUCCACUAGUCUAUGCCGAGGAAGAGAUUGGUGAGGAAGAGUCAAGUACUGCUUCAGAGGAAGAUGAAGAGUUCCAAAUGGAGUUGUUCAAUAGUAAGAAUGGCGCUGGUCCUUGGACUAAGCGUAUUUAUACCUAUCCUCCCCUUAAAGCCUACAAGUUAUGGCAAAGUUCUUUAGAAGCAACUACUUCUCCUGAAACAAAGAAGGAGACUACUUUAGCUAUGAUUACUGCUUUAGGCCGAUGUUCAGCUGAGAAUUUAUCUCCAUUGAUUUCAAUUGAUAAGAUCUUAGGGGAAGGUUUUAAACGAGAUGGAUCAGUCUUCCUUAAAAAGGCCUUAGAUAACUGUCGUAACUCCAGUAAUUCCCAUCUCUUCUAUACGAUCUGUUUACGGUUUAUUAAAGAGAAGAAGGAGGCGCCCUUUGGGUAUAAGGAAUUACUUUACUAUAGUAUUAAGGAGAACUCAUUAGCCGUAGCUCAGGAGGCAGGUAAUUUGAUUCAAAAUUCGGAAAUGAAAUCUGCUGAUAAGAAAGAAUGUGAGUUGGCUUAUGCGAGUGCUCUUUAUCGCUUAUCUAAAUCGGAGGCUCGUAGUCAUAUUGAGAAGAAGUUAGCUAGUACGGAGAACAAGAUUAAGUCGGAAUGGGCAAUUAAGUAUGCUAAUCUUGAGUCGAGUUCGAUUCAGUCCCCAGCUGAUAUUGCUUAUGCUCGUAAUCUUUUAGAUAAGCUUAUUAGUUCUUUUGAUCUGCCAUUUGUGACGAUCAAAAACCUUUUCAAGACUUAUCUUACCUUGGAGAAGGAGUUCGGAACUAAAGAGCAGGAGGCUAAAGUCCUGGAGAUGGCUAAGCAGUAUGUUGCUCAGCAAGAAUAA